Messenger RNA from Emiliania huxleyi CCMP1516, 1414 nucleotides. RefSeq names its product Saccharopine dehydrogenase. The transcript is spliced from 2 exons. Gene Ontology annotation, cellular component: lipid droplet; plasma membrane; mitochondrion. The coding region runs from base 59 to 1273 and encodes 404 amino acids. The record is from RefSeq and is a predicted model, not a curated record. Lineage: Eukaryota; Haptophyta; Isochrysidales; Noelaerhabdaceae. Gene Ontology annotation, biological process: glycolipid biosynthetic process.
CAACGGUGCGGCUUUUCUCGUCCAACUGUGGCGCCGCCUCCGCCUCGCCUUCGACCGGAUGGGCACCGAGUACGACAUCCUGCUCUGCGGCGUGACGGGCUUCGCGGGCAAGCUCGCCGCGGAGCACCUGCUCGUGAAGAGCUACCCGAUCAAGUGGGCCUGCUGCGCUCGCAACGAGGCCAAGGCGGCGGCUGCGGUCAAGACGAUCGCGGACAGGGUCGGUGCGACGGCGCUGCCGCCCAUCGAGGUCGCCUGCCUCAUCAGCGACGAGGCGAAGCUGCGUGCGGUGGUAAAGAAGACCAAGGUCGUCCUCACUUGCGCUGGCCCCUUUGAGAAGUACUCUCAGACGCUCGUAAAGGUGUGCGCCGAGGAGGGCGUCCACUACGCAGACAUCACGGGCGAGUCGGACUUCUUCCGCAAGAUGAUCGCCGAGCAUGACGCGACCGCGCAGAAGACGGGCGCCAAGAUCGUCAUUCACUGCGGCAACGACGCGAUCCCGUGGGACCUGACGGUCUUUGAGAUGAGCAAGCUGGCGAGGAGCAAGGGCGCAGAGCUGGCCGAGGCGUGGACCUACGGCGAGUUCGGCGCUACGGCGGCGGCGAGCGGCGGCACGCUGACGACGGCCAUCUACCAGCUCGGCAAGAGGCGCGGCGGCGCGAAGCCAGACUUUGACCCGCUGCUCAAGAGGCCGGACGGCAGCAAGUCGGAGAGCCUGACCAAGAUCACAAACCCGAAGCAGGACGUCUACUGCGACGAGUUCGCGCAGUACGGCGGGCCGUGGAUCAUGGGGCCGGUGAUGGCCAACUGCGUGCGCCGCUCCAACGCGCUGCUCGGCUACAGCGCCAGCCUCACGUACGCCGACGUCAUGCUGCGAGGCCACCCGACGUGGGCGCAGUGGGCGGGCGCCAAGGCGAACGAGGCGCUGGUCGGCGCGGCGGUGAUGGCGCCGCGAGUCUUCGCGCGGUUCCUGCCUGCGCCGGGCGAGGGCCCGUCACGCGAGGACAUGGACGCGGGCUACCUCAAGCUGCACGGCAGGGGGAGGAUGGUCGAGCGGGACGGCAAGGAGACGCCGCUCAAGUCGACGUACCACUUCCCCUUGGACACGGGCUACCUGAUGACUGCGCAGAUGCUCGUCGAGGCGGGAAUGGUGCUGCUCGAGAAGGCCAAGGCGGGCCCCGGAGGCGUCCUCACGCCCGCCGCCGCCCUCGGCAGCGACAUCGUCGCGCGGCUCGACAAGGAGCUCGACGCAAAGUUCGAGAUGAGCGAGGCGUGAGAGAAUCUGCAUACAUGUAAAUCUCUACCCAACAUCGGAAGAUCCUUGGGGACUGUAGUCCGUAGAUGCCUUUUAGAGAUCUCAGAAAAGGCCAACAGAAGCAGUCGAGAUUGAAGUAUGAAGAAGCAAGAACUGGUGGGA